AUGGUAUUACUGGUGUUUGGUUAUGGAAACGGGACGCAGUAUUAUCAUGUUUUGUUAUUGCAAGGAAUUGGAUAUUCAAAUAAUUUGACAGAGUGA
Debaryomyces hansenii CBS767 is the source of this 96-nucleotide messenger RNA. RefSeq names its product DEHA2F16214p. The transcript has a single exon. Bases 1 to 96 code for a protein of 31 amino acids. The record is from RefSeq and is a predicted model, not a curated record. Lineage: Eukaryota; Fungi; Ascomycota; Pichiomycetes; Serinales; Debaryomycetaceae.